This is a messenger RNA of Callorhinus ursinus (northern fur seal), 2023 nucleotides long. It is a transcript of the gene NT5E, whose product is annotated as 5'-nucleotidase ecto. Gene Ontology annotation, biological process: AMP catabolic process. The record is from RefSeq and is a predicted model, not a curated record. Lineage: Eukaryota; Metazoa; Chordata; Mammalia; Carnivora; Otariidae. Gene Ontology annotation, molecular function: nucleotide binding; 5'-nucleotidase activity; metal ion binding. Gene Ontology annotation, cellular component: plasma membrane.
GCGCCGCAGCCAUGGGUCGCGGAGCCGCACGAGCCCCGGCGCUGCGACUCCUCGCGCUGGGCGCGCUGCUGUGGCCGGCGGCCGGCGCCUGGGAACUCACCAUCCUGCACACCAACGACGUGCACAGCCGGCUGGAGCAGACGAGCGAGGACUCGAGCAAGUGCGUCAAUGCCAGCCGCUGUGUGGGCGGCGUGGCGCGGCUCUUCACCAAGGUGCAGCAGAUCCGCCGCACCGAGCCGCACGUGCUGCUGCUCGACGCCGGCGACCAGUACCAGGGCACCAUCUGGUUCACCGUGUACAAGGGUGCCGAGGUGGCGCACUUCAUGAACGCCCUGCGCUACGAUGCCAUGGCACUGGGAAAUCAUGAAUUUGAUAAUGGUGUAGAAGGACUGAUUGAUCCACUCCUCCAAGAGGCCAAAUUUCCAAUUCUGAGUGCAAAUAUUAAAGCAAAGGGGCCGCUAGCAUCUCAAAUAUCAGGACUUUAUUUGCCAUAUAAAAUUCUUUCUGUUGGUGAUGAAGUUGUGGGAAUUGUUGGAUAUACUUCAAAAGAAACCCCUGUUCUCUCAAAUCCAGGAAGGAAUUUAGUAUUUGAAGAUGAAAUCACUGCAUUGCAGCCUGAAGUUGAUAAGCUAAAAACUCUAAAUGUGAACAAAAUUAUUGCACUGGGACACUCUGGUUUUGAAAUGGAUAAACUCAUCGCUCAGAAAGUGAAGGGCGUGGACAUCGUGGUGGGAGGACACUCCAACACAUUUCUUUAUACAGGCACUCCGCCUUCCAGAGAGGUGCCGGCUGGGAAGUACCCGUUCAUAGUCACGUCUGAUGACGGGCGGAAGGUUCCUGUGGUCCAGGCCUAUGCUUUCGGCAAAUACCUAGGCUGUUUGAAGGUUGAGUUUGAUGAGAAAGGAAACGUCAUCGCUUCACACGGAAACCCCAUUCUUCUCAACAGCAGCAUUCUCGAAGAUCCAAGCAUAAAAGCAGACAUUAACAAAUGGAGGAUAAAAUUAGAUAAUUAUUCUACUCAGGAAUUGGGGAAAACAGUUGUCUAUCUGGAUGGCUCCACUCAAUCAUGCCGCUUUAAGGAAUGCAACAUGGGCAACCUGAUUUGUGAUGCUAUGAUUAACAACAAUAUUAGACACCCGGAUGAAGUGUCCUGGAACCAUGUGUCCAUGUGCAUUUUAAAUGGAGGUGCCAUUCGGUCGCCCAUUGACAAAAGGAACAACGGCACAAUUACCUGGGAGAACCUGGCUGCUGUGUUGCCCUUCGGGGAAACCUUUGACCUGAUCCAGUUAAAAGGCUCGACGCUGAAGAAGGCCUUUGAGCACAGUGUGCACCGCUAUGGCCAAUCUACUGGAGAGUUCCUGCAGGUGGGCGGAAUUCAAGUGGUGUAUGAUCUUUCCCGAAAACCUGGGAACAGAGUGGUCAAAUUAGAUGUUCUUUGUACCCAAUGUCAAGUGCCGAGUUAUGAGCCUCUCCAAAUGGAUAAGACAUAUAAGGUAGUCCUCCCAAGCUUCCUCGCCAAUGGUGGAGAUGGAUUCCAGAUGAUAAAAGAUGAAGCAUUAAGACACGACUCUGGGGACCAAGAUAUCAGUGUGGUUUCUGGAUACAUCUUAAAAAUGAAAGUAGUUUAUCCAGCGGUGGAAGGUCGGAUCAAAUUUUCUGCAGGAAGUCAUCGUCAUGGAAGCUUUUCUCUAAUAUUUCUUUCAUUUUUGGCAGUGAUCAUUGUUUUAUACCAAUAGCCAAAAAUUCUUCUUCCCAUUAAUGUGUGGAACUGCAUUUUUUUUCCAAGUGAGAUUCAAGUCUGCCUUUUAGGAACUGGCUUGGUGAUGGCAAAGACCAUCUUUGCAGGCCCCUAGAAGUUGAGCUUAGAAGACUGUUGAAUGAAGACACUGACGUCAUCACACAGGGCCAGCAAGUUAAUGAAUACACAGGAAAAAAAAAAUGAAAAUGAGCCCUCUGACAGGAAGGCCAACCAUCUUUAGUUUACCUGUGCAAAUUUUAAUAAAAUUUUAUUAACAAUUUUAAA